AAGCCGGGGAGAGGCGGGGUCAUCUCUGUUCCCCUUGAGCAAAAAUGCAAGGAGCGCCCCGCCCCGCCCCUCAGUGCGCGGGGCUGAUUGACAGGCAGCACACCCACCACCACUGUCGCUAACGGCGAAGAUGGCAGAGCGGCAACAACAGAAGCACGAAGGCAGGGUGAAGAUCGGCCAUUACAUUCUCGGUGACACGCUCGGAGUGGGAACCUUCGGCAAAGUAAAGAUUGGGGAGCAUCAGUUGACAGGCCAUAAAGUGGCAGUGAAGAUCCUGAACAGACAGAAGAUUCGCAGCCUGGAUGUCGUGGGCAAAAUCAAGCGAGAGAUCCAGAAUCUCAAACUGUUCCGACACCCGCACAUCAUCAAGCUGUAUCAAGUGAUCAGCACACCAACAGAUUUCUUCAUGGUUAUGGAGUACGUGUCUGGAGGAGAACUCUUCGACUACAUCUGCAAACAUGGACGGGUGGAGGACACAGAGGCCCGCCGCCUUUUCCAGCAAAUUAUCUCAGCCGUGGACUACUGCCACCGUCACAUGGUGGUCCACAGGGACCUCAAACCCGAGAACGUCCUACUGGAUGCCAGCAAGAACGCCAAGAUUGCAGACUUUGGUCUUUCAAACAUGAUGUCUGACGGUGAGUUCCUGAGGACGAGCUGUGGAUCACCCAACUACGCUGCCCCAGAGGUCAUCUCGGGAAGGCUGUACGCGGGCCCAGAGGUGGACAUCUGGAGCUGUGGUGUCAUCCUGUACGCCCUUCUCUGUGGUACCCUCCCCUUCGAUGACGAGCACGUCCCCACGCUGUUCAAGAAAAUCCGAGGUGGCGUCUUUUACAUCCCAGAGUACCUGACUCGUUCGGUCGCCUCGCUGCUGAUGCUCAUGCUGCAGGUGGACCCACUGAAGAGAGCCACCAUCAAAGACAUCAGGGAGCACGAAUGGUUCAAACAGGACCUGCCGGGCUACCUGUUCCCUGAAGACCCGUCAUACGACGCAACCGUAUUGGAUGAGGAGGCUGUCAAGGAAGUGUGCGACAAGUUUGAGUGCACUGAGUCUGAGGUUGUUUCCAGCCUCUACAGCGGCGAUCCUCAGGACCAGCUUGCGGUAGCCUACCACCUCAUCAUAGACAACAGACGCAUCAUGACACAGGCCAGCGAGUUCUACUUGGCCUCCAGUCCACCUCAAGGAUCCUUCAUUGAGGAGGGCAUGCUACUGCCCCCCGGAGUCAAGCCACACCCGGAAAGGAUGCCCCCGCUGCUGGCCGACAGCCCAAAGGCCCGCUGUCCCCUGGAUGCCCUCAACACAACCCGACCCAAACCACUCGCCGUGAAGAAAGCCAAGUGGCACCUGGGCAUCAGGAGCCAGAGCCGGCCCUACGACAUCAUGGCAGAGGUUUACAGGGCUAUGAAACAACUGGGCUUUGACUGGAAGGUGGUGAACCCAUACCAUCUGCGAGUGCGUAGGAAAAACCCAGUAACAGGCAACCUGGUGAAGAUGAGCCUGCAACUCUACCAGGUGGACAACAGAUCCUACCUGCUCGACUUCAAGAGCAUUGACGACGACAGCAUCGAGGCGGUGGGCUUCAAGUCAGGCUCUUCCACUCCUCAGCGGUCCGGCUCGACGGCCGGCCUACACCGACCGAGACUCAGCAUGGACUCAGCAAGCUCAGCGGUGGAGAUGCCUCAGCUCAGCUCGUCACUGCCGGGGUCGCUGUGCGGCAGCUCGCCCAUGCUCGCCCCACGCCAGGGCUCACACACCAUGGACUUUUUUGAGAUGUGCGCCAGCCUCAUCACCACGCUGGCCCGCUGAGGCUGGGAAAGGGGGGCGUGGGGCAGGAAGACAAUCAGAUCAGAGCAAGAUUUUUGUGUGAGGUGUGGGGACUGGUGUUCCAACAAGCUGAUCCAGGAGCAGACAGGUGAGCACUGUUUCUUUUCACCUGAGGUGACAUCCCAAUGCUGAUUAGAGGUCAGUUUGUCUGAGGGAAGACAUGAAGAUGAUUAUCCGUGUAUAUUAUAUUUCUGUCACAAUGUAGCUGAACAUGAGGCACUGCAAACUAAAUCACUUUAUAUAAAUCAUGAAAAUAUUUAUUUUUGGAGAGAUUAUUUGUAGGCAUUGAGCACACAUUUAUUUAAAAGCUUUUUUUAAAAUUGGGAUCGGGAGAUGAUUAUAGAAAUGACAGCGACAGAAGGGAUGUAGUCGAAUAUUCUGAUGCAUUUAUGACACAGCCCAGACACGCACCAUCUCUCAUGAAGGCUACAAAUCUGAUGGCAUAUUAAUAUAAAACACUUGUACUUAAUUCAAGCAAGCACGACGUUGACAGGACAGUCAAUUAAAAGAAAGACUGCUGCUUUACUUUGAACCUUUAAUAAUGAAAGUAAUGAAAAUGUCCAUCACUUGAGCCCAUGCACAUCAACGGCUCAACAGCUGUCUUUUUUUUAAAUUUUAAAAUCCAACUUUAAUACUCAAAACAAGCCCUGUGAGAUGGUGCGUUCAGGGCUGAAGAUGCCACCGAAACCUUCCUCUGGCUGCCUUAAAACAAAUGCAACCAACUCUUUGUGUAUGUGUGUAUCAUAUGAUGGUUGGCAAUAUUUUUGCUGAGUUUGCACACAAGACUCCUUGUUUUUGUACUGUUUGGUGGUCGGCCGUCUCAUCAGAUUGGGCCACAGUCUGCUGGUCAAGUGUCCUCACCACAUAGCAACAUUAUUUCUCUGUCUGAAUGUACAUUUAAUAUCCAAAAAUGUUUUGAAUGGUUCUCUCUGCUUUAUGUUGAUAGGGAGCGUUCAUGCACUGUUGCCUUUCUGCUGUUGAAACGUUCCAAAAAACAAAUCGCAUACCUGGGGGAAAAGACAUAAUAAUACAAACAGGAAGGGGUUAAGAAAAAGGUGGCAGUUUCAGUGUAAUGCAACAAGUGUUACACAAAUGAAGUUGAAAAUUGGGGGAAAAGUUUAAAUUUUUGAAGGAAAAUUUGUAUACUUUGUUGCCUUACUUUUGGUGUAAGCUAUUUUUUAUGACACCCUUAUUUUGUUAAUGGUAAGCACUUAUUUUGUUAUGAAAUUGAAAAGCACUGACAAAAACAAUAUAUUAUAAUGUGCAAAAAUAGUUAUUCUACAAGAAUAAGUUGUAAAGGUAAGAUGAAUAAACUUAAAUUAUGCAAAUAAA
Molecule: messenger RNA, 3154 nt
Organism: Doryrhamphus excisus (bluestripe pipefish)
Lineage: Eukaryota; Metazoa; Chordata; Actinopteri; Syngnathiformes; Syngnathidae
Gene: prkaa2
Product: protein kinase, AMP-activated, alpha 2 catalytic subunit
Biological process (GO): intracellular signal transduction; protein phosphorylation
Cellular component (GO): cytoplasm
Molecular function (GO): protein serine/threonine kinase activity; ATP binding
Source: RefSeq, a predicted model, not a curated record